Molecule: messenger RNA, 1165 nt
Organism: Mercurialis annua (annual mercury)
Lineage: Eukaryota; Viridiplantae; Streptophyta; Magnoliopsida; Malpighiales; Euphorbiaceae
Product: late embryogenesis abundant protein D-34-like
Exons: 2
Coding region: 172-942 (256 amino acids)
Source: RefSeq, a predicted model, not a curated record
UCACAUCUCUAACCUUCAAAUCUUGCCGCCACCUGUCAAUAUGCCAGCCUCCGAAGCCAACGCGUGUAUAUUUGUCACUUCUUAAAUUUCCCGACCACCUAUUUAUGCAUAAUCUGUUCGGUGGAUGCUCCUUUAUACCACUGCUUGUUUUGCAUACUUAAAGUAGAAAAAAUGAGUCAAGGUCAACCAAGAAGGCCAGGGUCCGACCAGGAUCCGAUCAGAUAUAGUGAUGUAUUCAACGUCCGAAGCGAUCUGGGUUCGAAGCCUAUUGCACCAUUAGAUGCUGCCAGUAUGCAGUCUGCUGAAACCCAAGUCCUUGGUGAAACUCAGAGCGGCGGACCUGCUGCAGUCAUGCAAUCUGCUGCCACCGUUAACGUGAGAACCGGCGCUGUCUCUCCUGAUGACAUGACUGAUACUGUUAGAGAUUACGGCGUUACUGUAACUGAAGCUAACGUUGGCGGUACUCGUUUCGUCACCGAAAGAGUUGGCGGAGAAGUUGUUGGGCAGUUUGUUAAUCCAACAGCCCCGGGAGAUGAAUACCCGGCAACGUUAAAUCUCGAUAUUACAAUAGGAGAGGCUCUGGAAGCAACCGCUUACUCCCCCGCCGGAGACAAGCCAAUUGAUCAUAGCGACGCUGCUGCUAUUAAAGCCGCAGAGGUGAGAGCUCUCCGCAGUAACCAGACACCUGCCGGUGGAAUAGGUGCACAAGCAGAGUCGGCUGCUGAUAUGAAUGAGAGGAUUAUGAGCGACGAAAACAAAACCACUCUGUCUGAUGUUCUGGCUGACGCAACUGCUCAGUUACCAGUGGAUAGAGCGGUGACGCGGGAAGAUGCUGAAGGCGUUAUUAGUGCGGAGAUAAGGAAUAAGCUUGAUAUGACGACUACUCCUGGUGGAGUUGCCGCGUCUAUGGCGGCCGCUGCGAGACUUAAUCAGAAUCCAUAAUGUGGUUGCCGCUGUCCAUGUGAUGAUAAAUAAACCAAACAAUGGACUGUUUUUUGUUUUUGUUUUGGUAGCAAUAGCUGUAAGAAACCGAUGAGAAGCAUCUGUCUGAUAAGAUGAAAUGCUUCCAAAUUGGGACUUUUUGGUUUGCUCCUGUUUUUUUUGUAAUGUAUAUGAUCUGUAAAUUCUCUCUUAUGUCUGUAUACAGAGUUUGCUUUUUCCAUCA